AUGUCCACGGGAACCGUUCUGGCCAAGACUUCUCGAGCAUGGCAUGCCGUCGAUGUGGGCGUCAACAUGGCCGCCAAACUUAAAACCAACGCAGCGGGCCUUGUUGGCUGCCUUAUUAUCGGUGUGGAGGAACCGGCAGCACGGGCGGCCUCUACCGAUGAUGCUGGGCUCGCAUGGUACAUCGACAACAUCGCCUCCUGUCAGGCCAGCCACAUUAUCUCAUCCACCGUUGAAAAGUUCACAACCUGGAACGGCUUGACCAAUCACAGGCCAGUCUUCAUCCGUCGCGAUCUCAACCGUUCCGUCUCAGCUUCGUCGGCCGGCAACGACGUUUCGAUCGAACCCUUUCACGCCUGGGCUCAGCCUCGAUACAUCGAGCGGCGCAAGCAAGCCGUGGCAGUCUGGUACAGCCUUUUGAACUUCCUGAUCUUCAACUGGACGGGCUAUGGCGGCGAAGAAGGCGGAUUGCACCAACUUGGCCUCAGUCCUAGCCGUACUUGCAGCGAAAGGAUCGAUGAUCUACGACUCUAUGUGACGCUACAAGAGAGGCUUGCACCACCGCGCAAGGUCUUUGCUGGGAUUGCACGCAAUUUCUUUUCCAGCAUACUCGAAGAUCCGAACCCAACGCCUCGCUCAAACCCAUUGCUGUGGUGGAUGGCUGUACUCAUCCAUUCCGAGGUCCACGGGCAACACACUCUUCUGCCAGCCUUUGGUGUGGAGGAUACGCUCGACUUCUCGGCUAAGCUCGAAGCAUUGGAUCAUUACGCUCGGGUUCUCACACUGCAGGCCACGUUCGUCCGCUGGAGGGAUCCGCUCGGGCAUCUUUAG
Molecule: messenger RNA, 828 nt
Organism: Saxophila tyrrhenica
Lineage: Eukaryota; Fungi; Ascomycota; Dothideomycetes; Mycosphaerellales; Extremaceae
Exons: 2
Coding region: 1-828 (275 amino acids)
Source: RefSeq, a predicted model, not a curated record